Messenger RNA from Aspergillus wentii DTO 134E9, 2073 nucleotides. RefSeq lists its product as uncharacterized. Gene Ontology annotation, biological process: stabilization of membrane potential; potassium ion transmembrane transport. NCBI's taxonomy places the organism in Eukaryota, Fungi, Ascomycota, Eurotiomycetes, Eurotiales, Aspergillaceae. Gene Ontology annotation, molecular function: potassium ion leak channel activity. Bases 44 to 1981 code for a protein of 645 amino acids. Gene Ontology annotation, cellular component: membrane. The transcript has 3 exons. The record is from RefSeq and is a predicted model, not a curated record.
CAGCCAUCAAUCGGCAUGGCGCUGGUUUCGAAGCCAGUUUCAUAUGAGACCACCCGAUGAUGAAGAGGAUCAAAACUGGUGGUUUGCUUCAACGGCGAUUCCUCUGAUAGCUGCUUCAAUUGGCCCUCUUGCUAAUGUCAUGUCUAUCGCUGCUCUGAUCACGCCCUGGAGGAAUGACAUCUAUUAUGACAAGUCGGAUCAGUUUGGCCUCCCGGUACAAGAGGGCUUCCGUGACCCUCGAUGGUGCACUGCCUUGAAUGCUACUUCGCUUGCGUGUGGAGUUUUUGGCAACCUUUUCCUUCUAUGCAAUUUCACCCGGGCAGUUCGCUAUAUCAUAGCAUUGCCUGCCUCCAUCAUUCUUUGGCUUUUGGCAACAGUUAUAUUGAUCGGAAUAACGGCUGCCAUGCAUAUAUAUCAGAGUCCUUCGCCAGGGCAAAUAUACUCCGAAGCCUACUGGAGUGCAGUGAUAGCUGCAGUUCUCUACUUCAUUCUUUGCAUUAUUCUCAUGAUUAAUAUGCUAGGCUAUUUUCUAGGCCAUUAUCCUCAGCAUUUCGCCCUUACAGACGAUCAACGGACUCUAAUUCUGCAAACUAUGGCAUUUAUGGUGUGGCUACUGGUUGGAGCUGCUAUUUUCCAACAAGCCAUUGGCAUUCCAUUUUCAGAUGCGUUGUAUUUCUGUGAUCUUACCAUCCUCACAUUAGGAUUCGGUGAUAUUACGCCACAGGACUCGGUAGCGAGAGGUCUCGUGUUACCGUAUGCUGUGAUAGGAAUUAUCAUACUCGGUCUUGCUGUUGGAAGUAUUCAUCGAUUCGGCAAGCAGCUCCGUUAUGAGAAUGUUGUGCGAAAGCACAUCGAGCGAAAACGACAGUCAACCUUUGAACGAUCGACUACAUAUGAGCCUAGGUCGAAAGAGGCGGAAUUGAAACGAUUGGGCCUCCCAUCCCGUGCAAUGGAGGAACCCAUAGAAUCUACACAACAAACAUCACAAAUCUCAUCCAAGUCGCGACGUCGAAAGCGGCCAAUCAGAAGCGCUAUAGGUGCACUCAGUCGACCAAAACUCUUGGUUAUGAGAGAAGAAAAGGACAGAUUCGACGCCAUGCGUGCGAUUCAACGCGAGACGAUACGUUUCCGUCGAUGGACGAAUCUAGUUUUUAUUAUCAUUAUCUUUGGAAUCUUUUGGUCGUGUGGUGCGAUCGUCUUCUGGAAACUGGAGAACAUCACAUACUUUGAAGCACUAUAUUUUGGAUUCUGUUCGCUUUUAACCAUUGGAUAUGGAGACAUCGCUCCCAAGACCAAUGCCGGACGUCCAUUUUUCUUCGUGUGGUCCCUCUGCGCCGUGCCAACUAUGACAGUACUCAUCUCUGAAAUGGGCGACACCAUCAUCGCCGGCUUCAAGCAUGCUACUAAUCGAGUCGGGGAAUGGACCGUUCUUCCACAAUCAGAAAAGCACACAUCUAUUCUAUCAAGAUUCCCACGCAUAUUCGCAUUCCUCAAACACAGAGAAGAAAAGCAACGCAUAGCCCACGGCUUCCCCAUCGGACCCGACGAAGAGCAAGCCACCCACCCACGACAAUCCCUUUCAGACCUCGCCCGAACCCCCACACCCCCAGCCACCCAAAUAGCCCAACACCUCGUCUUUGCAAUUCAGCGCGUAACCAAAGACGCCCUCGACGACAAACCCAAAUACUACACCUACGAAGAAUGGGUUGAGUUCACGCGCAUGAUCCGAUUCACGGAUCCCGCCCGGCAAGACGGACUCGUAGUUGACGAAGACGAGUAUGGGAUUCUAAACUGGGACUGGAUUGGAGAGACUAGUCCGAUGGUUGCGUCGCAGACGGAGCCGGAGUGGGUUCUUGAGCGGUUGUGUGAGAGCUUGGUAAGGUAUUUGGCGGUGCAGGAGCAGAGUAGGGAUGGGGGUGGAGGAGGUGGUGAGGAGUUUACGUUGAGAAAAGAGCGGGAUAUUGGGAUUGAUGGGGGUUGAUUGUUUUUUAAAAGAGGAUGUGGUUUGAUAUAUAUUGGCCGAAUUGUGUACUACAUGGCGCAGAUUAAUAAAUGACACCUUUUAAAUAGUGA